AAGGAAGAAAAAGAAAACGAAACAGAGAUAUUUUUUCCAGCUGAAAAGAACAAACAUCUCAUUGAUGUUCAGUGAACUUGCACCAAAUUACACUUCUUCUAUACUUCUUCUUCUUCAUAGACACAAACUCAGUUCUUGGCAAGAAACACAAACUUACAAUAUCAAUAUAUCCUCAUCAUGUUCUCAAGAUUCCAUGCUCUGUUUCCUCUUCUUCUUCUCCUUGUAAUUCUUUCAAUAAGAACCUAUAAAUGUGACUCUUCUUCUUCUUCUUCUUUCUCGUUUUCUUCAUUUUCUUCAUCUUCUUCUCAAACUCUUGUUUUGCCUCUAAAGACCCGAAUAACCCCAACGGAUCAUCAACCCACCGACAAACUUCAUUUCCACCACAACGUCACUCUCACUGUUACUCUCACCGUCGGUACUCCUCCUCAAAACAUCUCCAUGGUCAUUGACACUGGCAGCGAACUCUCCUGGCUUCGUUGCAACCGUUCCUCAAACCCAAACCCGGUUAACAAUUUCGACCCGACCCGUUCUUCCUCUUAUUCUCCAAUCCCCUGUUCUUCACCCACUUGUCGGACCCGAACCCGAGACUUCCUCAUACCCGCUUCCUGCGAUUCCGACAAACUCUGCCACGCAACUCUUUCCUACGCUGACGCUUCCUCCUCCGAAGGUAACCUCGCCGCCGAGAUUUUCCACUUCGGAAACUCGACCAACGACUCCAACCUCAUUUUCGGGUGUAUGGGAUCCGUAUCCGGAUCCGACCCGGAAGAAGACACCAAAACAACCGGGUUAUUGGGUAUGAACCGUGGAUCCCUCUCUUUCAUCUCUCAGAUGGGUUUCCCCAAAUUCUCAUAUUGCAUCUCCGGCACCGACGAUUUCCCGGGGUUUCUUCUCCUCGGCGACUCUAAUUUCACGUGGUUAACGCCGUUAAAUUACACGCCGUUAAUCCGGAUCUCCACGCCGUUACCUUACUUCGACCGUGUAGCUUACACCGUCCAGCUCACGGGAAUUAAAGUUAACGGUAAGCUUUUACCCAUCCCUAAAUCGGUCCUCCUACCGGAUCACACCGGUGCUGGUCAAACCAUGGUUGAUUCCGGUACUCAGUUUACUUUCUUGCUUGGACCGGUUUACACCGCUCUUCGAUCUGAUUUCUUAAACCAGACAAACGGGAUCUUAACGGUUUACGAAGACCCGGAGUUUGUUUUCCAAGGAACCAUGGAUUUGUGCUACCGGAUUUCACCGUUUCGGAUUCGGACCGGGAUUCUCCACCGGUUACCAACGGUUUCUCUGGUUUUCGAAGGAGCUGAGAUAGCGGUUUCGGGUCAGCCACUAUUAUACCGAGUCCCACAUCUCACGGCUGGGAACGAUUCGGUUUAUUGUUUCACAUUUGGAAACUCCGAUCUUAUGGGAAUGGAAGCAUACGUGAUUGGACACCAUCAUCAGCAGAACAUGUGGAUCGAAUUUGAUCUACAGAGAUCAAGAAUCGGUUUAGCUCCGGUACAGUGUGAUGUAUCUGGUCAAAGACUCGGAAUCGGAUCGUAAAACCAUAGAUAACCUGUGUGUAAUUAUAGUUUUUUUGCCUACGUAGAAAUGGUUUAUCUAGUAGAAAGUGUGCACGUGACUACAGUGAGAGUUGUGUUACGGACACGUGCGGAUGUGUAAUAACUAAUAAGUAAUAACUUGAGUUUGGUAGUAGUUAGUUA
Molecule: messenger RNA, 1700 nt
Organism: Arabidopsis lyrata subsp. lyrata
Lineage: Eukaryota; Viridiplantae; Streptophyta; Magnoliopsida; Brassicales; Brassicaceae
Product: aspartic proteinase PCS1
Exons: 1
Coding region: 178-1539 (453 amino acids)
Biological process (GO): proteolysis
Molecular function (GO): aspartic-type endopeptidase activity
Source: RefSeq, a predicted model, not a curated record